UUCUGUGUUUGGGUGGUGUAAUGGUUGUUUAUGUUUGGUCUGUCUUUGUCAUGGAAAAGUUUGCUGACCACUGGUGUAUCUUACUACCGUCCACGCCCACGUCACUGCCACGAUGCCAGAGACCAGCAUCCACAUCAAUGAAAAGGUGACGCGCUCUGCAGCGACGUGUGUGCCCCUCUGCUGAGCAGUCUGCGCGCGCUCCGGCCGCGCUGCCGCACAGCCAUCAGGUGGUGAAAUGUAGCCUAACUUACCGCGGGCAGCCUCUGCUAUGCUAUUAUGGGUCGACCAUGGAGAGAAAACGGUGUAUGAUGUCGAUGAUCAACCCACCGAGACAGACUAGACCAGAUCCGCAGCAAUGAGCUCCUCCUUUCCAAAAUCUGAAUCCACGACCUCCUUACUGAAAUCAUCCUCUGCGGCGAAGAGACCCACACACCUCCCCGAACGCACAGCAGAAAGCCGGAGAAGUCAGCAUCACCAUCAGCAUCAGCACCAGCAUCACCACCGUCCCGCUGCACUCCAGAGCAGCAGCAGCAAAGCCGAGGAGUCCUUCUGGUCGGCCGAGUGCGACAUCAGUGCCCGGAGACCCCUGUGUCACCCGUCCCUCAUCGGCAGCCAGGACAGUAGUAAUGAUGCAGCCACUCGAGGCAAGAGUAAGUCACAUGCCCCCCACAGCCAAGUUCCGGACCCGCCGGAGCCAAACGGCGAGGCGGGCCGAGGUGUGAGGGAGCGCUGCAGGACAUCCAAGCCCACACACCGGCACCACCACCGCAGGAAGCACAACCGGGAGGACCGUCCAGCGGCAGCGGGACCACCUGAACCUGAGCAUCCCCGUCGCUGUCACACGCACGCACGCCCGGUCCCCAGGGUGCCCUCUCUGUCGGACAGCAACGAUGACAGGGCUCCCCUCUGUGAGCCGAAGGACCAUAAAGGGGUCAGUGUGGCGAACAGCGGGGGUCAUGUCAGCAGUCCAUCCCCGUCCUCCUGCUCCCUGGUCCCGCUGUCCAGCAGAUCCUCUCGCCGCUCCCGGAGGUCUAGUGCUGCUUCUUCUGCAUCUGAUAUCAAUUUACGCACGAUCCUCAAUUCACUGUUUGGGCAGAUACUCCAGGAUGCUGAGAGGAGAUUCGGAGGGGUGCUGCCCUGUGAGGAGAUGGGCCAGGCAGGGUAUCUUGGGCCAUAUCAGGAGUCCAUUGUUUCCAUGACACAAAACUGCAUUCUCGUGAGGAACGCACGGUUGCAAACCUGUGUCUUCCUGAGUAAAGGCAUGGCCGAGUGCAGGCAGGCUGACAGAGAGCUGCGGCCAGAAGAAAUGGAUGAGUUACGGGACGCUUUCAAAGAGUUCGACAAAGACAAGGACGGUUUCAUCAGCUGUAAAGACCUUGGAAACUGUAUGAGAACUAUGGGAUACAUGCCCACUGAAAUGGAGCUGAUUGAGCUGAGUCAACAGAUAAACAUGAACUUGGGAGGUCAUGUUGAUUUUGAGGAUUUUGUAGAGUUGAUGGGCCCAAAACUCCUCGCCGAAACUGCAGACAUGAUUGGAAUAAAAGAGUUAAAAGAUGCUUUUCGAGAGUUUGACACUAAUGGAGACGGUGCCAUAAGCACAUCAGAGCUCCGAGAUGCAAUGAGGAAGUUGUUGGGCCAACAGGUGGGUUUAAAGGAAGUCGAAGAUAUCCUGAGGGAUGUUGACCUGAAUGGUGAUGGGCUUGUUGACUUUGAAGAGUUUGUACGAAUGAUGUCUCGCUAAGAUCAUAAAAUGAUCGGUCCUGAAUGUGAAGCUGUGUCCGUCUCUAUACUUGACCAAGUACACCAGAGGACAAGCUAAGAUCUCUGAGCCAUCGAAAAUCUGAAUGACACUGGAAUCAAAACUCCUCGAAUGUUAGGGAGCGAGGAAUCACCUCACACUUUCAAUCAAUAAGUGUUCUUCCUGAAAAGUCUCCAGUUCAACUGAGGCAGAAUUUGCUGUAGCCUAGCUGAUGAUUGUCCAACUUAUGUUUUUGCACUUUAAUUCUCACUAAAUAACUUCCUGUGUGGAUAGAUUGCUGGUGUCUUGUCUCAUUCUCUACAUGGUAAAAAUAAGAGUCGCAAAAUGUCGCCUUCAAUGUACAACUAAGUCGGUGUGAGAGAGUGAAUGCCUGGAGAUAAGAUGUUAAGAUCAGUACACUGUUAAACAUUUCAGUAUGUCUCCACACAGUAUGUGUUAUAUUAGAGAUUGUAAGUGGAAUGUCCUUGUCCUGUGACAUUGGUGCUCCAACCAGGAACCCAUGUGGCAAUAUAACACCUGUAUUGUAACUGUGUGACCAUCUGUGACUUUUCACUGUGCCAGUCGAGUCCUGUAAAAGCAUCACUGUCUGACAACUACAUGCAACCAAGAAGCAGAUCUCUGAUAUUAAUGAGAAACAGAACUCUGACACAUUUCAUAUGUUAUUCACUACGGUCUUAGAUCAAGGGCAGUGGAAACACCAUUUACAAGGACGCACAGCUCUUGGUUUGCAGCAUUAUAUGCUAUGUCUUUCAAUACUCACAGGUCCGAAGUCCUUAAGCUUGCUUUAGGAACAAGUAAUGUCUGGUUUUAAAAAUUCAUAUUGCCCUGUCUAAGAUAAUAUAGAAGGAAUGACAUAUGAACUGUAUUUACGGUGGAUGUGACUAUGUUGUACCUGUACUGUAUGUCAAUGUCAAUAUGAUUGUAGUUGUGGUAAUGUUCCACACAUCUGUCUUGUUCAAGCAAUUUUUAUGCAUGCCAAAGAGAAAAAUUUAUUAAAUUCAGUAUGCACAUUUACAUUUUUUGUCUAACAAAUUAAACAAAAUGUUUUGCCAAGUUAACUGUAGAAAAAUAAAA
Messenger RNA from Epinephelus lanceolatus (giant grouper), 2833 nucleotides. It is a transcript of the gene cabp1a, whose product is annotated as calcium binding protein 1a. Gene Ontology annotation, molecular function: calcium channel regulator activity; calcium ion binding. The record is from RefSeq and is a predicted model, not a curated record. Lineage: Eukaryota; Metazoa; Chordata; Actinopteri; Perciformes; Serranidae. Gene Ontology annotation, cellular component: cytoplasm.